GCCUACCAUAUGUGGGUUUUGGGGGAGAAGGUGCAUGUGACGAUUUCUUUGUUUUAAAUUCCCCAAAGUGAUUUGACAGACUAUCCACACGGAGACGACGAACAACACCUUCAACCUUCUCGAUUGACCUCUGUUUUCUCCUCAGGAUUCACACCCCCAUACUAAAAGUCCUGUUUGUGAUCCUUCCUAAGAAAUGAUUUAUAUUCAUGCAAUCAAAGUGUAUGUAAUGCCAAUAGUUGAAUCAAAUCAUUAGCACUGAUUUUGGUUUUCUUCAAAGAUGGAGCUUAUAUUAAUACUUCUUCUACUUGUAAAUUUCCAUUUAGUAGCACCUGAUGCUCAAGGAGAUGCACUUUUUGAAUUGAGAACUUCACUCAAGGCUUCACCAGAUCAACUCACUGAUUGGAAUCAGAAUCAAGUUAACCCUUGCACUUGGUCUAAAGUUAGUUGUGAUUCAAAUAAUAAUGUUUUUUCUGUAUCGAUGUCUUUCAUGGGCUUUACAGGAACCUUGUCACCAAGAAUACAAGUUUUGUCAAGGCUAACGAUACUUUCUUUACAAGGGAAUCAAAUAACAGGGGGGAUACCUGAAGAAUAUGGAAACCUGAGUAGCCUCACAAUGUUGGAUCUUGAAAGCAAUAAAUUAAAUGGUCAAAUACCAUCUUCACUUGGAAAUCUAAAAAAUCUUCAAUUUUUGAUCUUGAGCCAAAACAACCUUGAAGGAUCUAUCCCUGAAUCACUUUCAAGUCUUCCAAAUUUGACUAGCAUAUUACUUGGUUCCAACAAUCUGAGUGGUGAAAUACCUGAUCGUUUAUUUCAGCUUUCUAAAUUCAAUUUUACAGGGAACAGGUUGAAUUGUGGUUUUAAUAAUACCCAUCCUUGUGCUUCCACUUCUGGAGAUUCUUCAAAGAAAUCAAAGGCAGGAAUUGUGAUUGGGGUUAUUGGUGGAGUUCUUGCCCUUAUUUUGGUUGGAUGUUUGGUGUUAUUUUUAUGGAGGGGUAGACACAAAGGCUACAAACGUGAGGUCUUUGUUGAUGUUGCAGGGGAGGUUGACCGAAGGAUUGCAUUUGGUCAACUGAAGCGAUUUGCAUGGAGGGAACUCCAACUUGCGACUGACAAUUUCAAUGAAAGAAAUGUGCUUGGACAAGGAGGUUUUGGGAAGGUUUAUAAAGGAGUUCUUGGGGACAAUACAAAAGUUGCGGUCAAACGGUUGACUGAUUACGAGAGUCCAGGUGGCGAUGCGGCGUUCCAACGUGAGGUUGAGAUGAUAAGUGUGGCGGUUCACCGGAAUUUGUUGCGGCUCAUUGGGUUUUGCACCACCCCAACCGAGCGGCUGUUGGUGUAUCCCUAUAUGCAAAACCUAAGUGUUGCAUAUCGCCUAAGAGAAAUCAAACCUGGUGAAGCUGUAUUAGAUUGGAUGACAAGAAAAAGAAUAGCAUUAGGAACAGCUCGUGGACUCGAAUAUCUUCAUGAACACUGUAACCCUAAAAUAAUCCAUAGAGAUGUAAAAGCUGCAAAUGUAUUACUAGAUGAGGAUUUUGAAGCAGUUGUAGGUGAUUUUGGAUUGGCUAAAUUGGUUGAUAUUAGAAAAACAAAUGUCACUACUCAAGUGCGUGGGACCAUGGGACAUAUUGCCCCUGAGUAUCUUUCCACAGGGAAAUCUUCUGAAAGAACAGAUAUUUUUGGUUAUGGGAUUAUGCUUCUUGAACUUGUCACUGGUCAACGCGCUAUUGACUUUUCAAGACUUGAGGAGGAAGAUGAUGUCUUGUUGCUUGAUCAUAAAGCGCUCUUAACUUCGUAUCCUUUCGAUCUUGUUCGUUCGUACGCCAUCAACUUCGCUGAAUUCAUCGCCAUCUUUCUUUUGUUUAAGGAAAGGAGACAUGAAGUAGCUUCAUGGACAUGGGAUGCUCAAGAUGAGACAUGUGGGAUAUGUAGAAUGGCUUUUGAUGGCUGUUGUCCUGACUGUAAACUCCCUGGUGAUGAUUGCCCACUAAUUUGGGGUGCUUGCAACCAUGCUUUCCAUCUUCACUGCAUUCUGAAAUGGAUAAAUUCACAGACUCCCCAGGCACACUGUCCCAUGUGCCGGAGGGAAUGGCAGUUUAAAGAAUGAGUCUCCACCGGAAUUGGAAUUCCAUUCCAUUCCAUUCUCAUUUCUCAAUGCAAAUGACUAUGUAAUUCAAUCCCUUUGUCAUUGACAAAAUCGAUGGAAUUCAGUUGUAAUCUUCUUUCAUUUCUAUAAAUGAUUUGAUACAGGAAAGCACAAAUGAUUGAAAUGCAUUUUGUAAACAUAUUAUUGUUAUUAUGUAAUUAAUUUUUGGUAGUUUGCUUUGUGUUGAUAAAUUUAUGCUAUUAAAUUGGUACAAUUAUUUUUUUUGCGUAAAAAGUUAUGAACGGGAAACUAAAAAAAUAAUUUAAAUAUUU
Molecule: messenger RNA, 2415 nt
Organism: Lactuca saligna
Lineage: Eukaryota; Viridiplantae; Streptophyta; Magnoliopsida; Asterales; Asteraceae
Source: the annotation of a GenBank genome assembly